AUGUCAUUUGACGGAGCAAUUGGAAUUGACUUGGGUACUACUUAUUCAUGUGUUGGUGUUUAUAUGGGAGAUAAUGUAGAGAUUAUACCCAAUGAUCAAGGUAAUAGAACUACACCCUCCUAUGUUGCAUUCACCGAUGAUGAACGUUUGAUUGGUGAUGCUGCCAAAAAUCAAGUUGCAAUGAAUCCUCAUAAUACAGUGUUUGAUGCUAAACGUCUGAUUGGUAGAAAAUUCAGUGAUACAAGUGUUCAGAAUGAUAUUAAGCAUUGGCCUUUCAAAGUAAUUACCAAAGGAGAUGAUAAACCAUAUAUUCAGUUGAAACAAAUCUCAUCCAUGGUCUUGACCAAAAUGAAAGAUAUUGCAGAACAAUACGUUGGAAAGAAGGUCCAAAAGGCAGUUGUCACUGUUCCAGCUUACUUUAACGAUUCUCAAAGACAAGCCACUAAGGAUGCAGGUCAAAUUGCAGGUCUAGAAGUUUUGAGAAUUAUCAAUGAACCAACAGCUGCUGCAAUUGCCUAUGGGUUAAAUAAGAAGGAUGAGAAGUAUGUUUUGAUUUUCGAUUUGGGUGGUGGUACAUUUGAUGUAUCAAUCCUAAAUAUUGAAGAUGGUGUUUUUGAGGUGAAAGCUACUGCUGGUGAUACUCACUUGGGUGGUGAAGAUUUCGAUUCAAGAAUGGUGGAAUACUGCUGUACAGAAUUCAAGAGAAAGUAUAGAAGAGACGUUCAUGAUAAUCCAAGAGCUUUGAGAAGAUUGAGAACUGCUUGUGAAAGAACAAAGAGAAACUUGUCAUCUGCCUCCACUUCAACUAUCAAUGUUGAUUCAAUUGUUGAUGGAAUUGACUUGGACAUUCCAAUGACUAGAGCCAAAUUCGAACAAUUGAAUAUGGAUAUGUUCAGAAAUUGUUUCGAACCAGUUAAGAAGGUUCUCCAAGAUUCUGGUUUGGACAAGGCACAAAUUGAUGAUGUUGUCUUGGUCGGUGGUUCAACUCGUAUUCCAAAGGUUCAAGAAAUGCUUAAGGAAUUCUUCAAUGGUAAGGAGCUCUGUAAGUCCAUCAAUCCUGAUGAAGCUGUUGCUUAUGGUGCUGCUGUUCAAGCUGGUGUUUUGACUGGUAAGGAAACUAAGGUACUUUUGAUUGAUGUGACUCCUUUGAGUUUGGGUAUUGAAACUGCUGGUGGUGUAAUGGCUAAAUUGAUUGAGAGAAAUACAACUAUUCCAUGUAAGAAAUCAGAAAUGUUUACCACCUACUCUGAUAAUCAAACAGCUGUCACUAUUCAAGUUUUUGAAGGUGAGAGAACAUUAACAAAGGAUAAUCACUUGUUGGGUAAAUUCAAUUUGGAAGGAAUUCCACCUGCACCAAGAGGCGUACCAAAGAUUGAAGUUUUCUUUGAAAUUGACUCUAAUGGUAUCAUGAAAGUUGGAGCAAAGGACACUUCAUCUGGUAAAACUCAAAACAUUACAAUUACCAAUGAGAAGGGUCGUCUCAGUAAGGAGGAAAUUGAAGAAAUGUUGAGAAAGGCCAAAGACAUGGAACAAGAAGAUAAGGAAAUGAGAGAAAAGAUUGAUUCCAAGAAUCAAUUCGAAUCCUACGCCUACCAAAUGAAAUCAACAACAGAAGAUCCAAAUCUAUCUGGUAAACUCUCAGAAUCUGACAAGAAUGUCAUCAAGAAGGCCUGUGAAGAAGCAAUGAAUUGGAUUGACAAUAAUAACAUGGCCUCAAAGGACGAAAUUGAAAGAAGAAAGAAGGAUUUGGAAAACAAAUGUGCUCCAAUUAUCACCAAAUUAUAUCAAGGAGAAGCUCAACAACAACAAACACCAGGAGGUUAUGGCCCUUCUAGUGGCAGUGGACCAACUACUUCGAGCACAGCUCAACCAAAGUUUGAAGAUGUGGAUAUCGACUAAUUUAAGAACUUGUAAAUAAAAUGAUAGCAAAUUAAAAC
Messenger RNA from Naegleria gruberi, 1937 nucleotides. RefSeq lists its product as uncharacterized. The transcript has 2 exons. Gene Ontology annotation, molecular function: ATP-dependent protein folding chaperone; ATP binding; ATP hydrolysis activity. The coding region runs from base 1 to 1899 and encodes 632 amino acids. Gene Ontology annotation, biological process: cellular response to unfolded protein; protein refolding. Gene Ontology annotation, cellular component: cytoplasm. NCBI's taxonomy places the organism in Eukaryota, Heterolobosea, Eutetramitea, Acrasida, Naegleriidae. The record is from RefSeq and is a predicted model, not a curated record.